Messenger RNA from Triplophysa dalaica, 1446 nucleotides. RefSeq names its product interferon regulatory factor 4 like (gene irf4l). Gene Ontology annotation, biological process: regulation of transcription by RNA polymerase II; immune system process. The transcript is spliced from 8 exons. The record is from RefSeq and is a predicted model, not a curated record. Bases 138 to 1436 code for a protein of 432 amino acids. NCBI's taxonomy places the organism in Eukaryota, Metazoa, Chordata, Actinopteri, Cypriniformes, Nemacheilidae. Gene Ontology annotation, molecular function: DNA-binding transcription factor activity, RNA polymerase II-specific; protein binding; RNA polymerase II cis-regulatory region sequence-specific DNA binding. Gene Ontology annotation, cellular component: nucleus.
GUGAACUUUCAAGACUUUAAAUAAACAUCUGUUUAUGAGACUCCUCCUACAAAAAGGCAAAUAAUGGAGAAAAGUGUGUGGGAGUGCAGUUUGUGAGUGCUCAUCAUCACAUCUGUCAUGUGUGCUGUACUGUGGAGAUGUCUGUGAGCUCAGGGAAUGGGAAACUGCGUCGGUGGCUGAUCGAGCAGGUGGAGACGGGCAAAUAUCCUGGAUUAGUUUGGGUGGACAGAGACCGGACAACAUUCCGCAUCCCAUGGAAACACGCUGGGAAACAGGAUUACAACAGAGACGAGGACGCUGCGCUUUUCAAGGCCUGGGCUCUGUUUAAAGGGAAGUAUCGUGAAGGCAUUGAUAAACCUGACCCACCUACCUGGAAAACCCGUCUGAGGUGUGCUCUGAACAAAAGCUGUGACUUUGAGGAGGUCGUGGGUCAGAGUCAGCUGGAUAUAUCAGAACCUUUCAAAGUGUAUCGUGUUAUUCCUGAGGGGACUAAAAGAGUUUCAGGAGCAAAGUGUCAUGAGAGAGUGUGUCCAGCGUCUGGUCAUCACAGUUACCCAUCACACCCCUCAUAUGAACCUAUGCAUGCUCAGCUGUCUAACUUCCUGUCGGUUGCCGAUAGAAACUGGAGAGACUUCCUGUUAGAGCAGAAUCCACUGUCAGAGAUGCACUCUUCAUUCGGUCCUAGCACUCACUGGGAUGCUGGUUAUCAGAUCAGUGGGUCUUUCUACAGCAGCGCUUCAUUUGAUUCUCCAUCUCCUCUCUUCAGUCUGGACCCCGGCAUCAGAUCACUGGAGACCAUGACACUGUCAGAGUCUCGUCUGCAGGUGAGUGUGUUCAGCGGUGAUGUUGUGUUUGUUGAUGUGACGGUCACCAGCAUGGAGGGCUGUCUGCUGCUUCCUCAUGAUGACAGCUGGACCCACAUGGGCGCGGGCGGACCGGAAGCCGUUCCUCUUCCACACAGUGAGAGAGGAGAGCUGGAGGGAGGAGUUCUGCUCUGGAUGUCACCCGACGGCCUGUACGCCCGACGCUUCUGUCAGAGCGCCAUCUACUGCGACACAACGCAAAACAACAUCACAAGUAAACUCUGCAAACUAGAGCGCGAUCAAACCAGUAAACUACUGGACACACAACUCUUCCUGACAGAUCUUCAGACGUGUUUCUUGCAAGCUUGUCCACCUCCACGGUUCCACGUGCAGCUGUUUUUUGACUCCUGCGGCCCCUCAGCAGACAGAAGACCCCUGACAGUACAGGUGGAGCCGCUGUUGGGACGUCAGUUACUGAUGCUCAUGCAGCAGGGGGCGUUCGGUUACAGCAGAAACACCCAUGACCUUUCACCUCUGACCCCUGAUCAGAUCCUCCCCAUCAACCAAGAUUAUCCUGUGACCCACAGCGGUAUCAUACAGGAGUCAUUUAAGGCACAGCCCGAGGAUUCAUGAAGAGAUCAAG